Molecule: messenger RNA, 441 nt
Organism: Psylliodes chrysocephalus
Lineage: Eukaryota; Metazoa; Arthropoda; Insecta; Coleoptera; Chrysomelidae
Source: the annotation of a GenBank genome assembly
AUGAAUGAUAAUAUAAAAAUAUUUUAUGGUGAGGCUGGCCUACGAAAGAUUUCUCGAUUUUUAAUAGAAGAUGAUGAUUUAAUGGCCGGCGCAUUUAUCGCGCAGUGGGCGGUAGAAGAACGCAAAUGCUGCUUCAUCUACUACGAAUCAGAAAUUCCUGUAGCUUUUAUUCUUUUAUCUGAUUUAGACUAUGACCCACUUAAUGGGCAUCGUCGACCUAGAUUACUAAAUUUCAUUUACACAUCACCUCCAUAUCGAAGAAUGGGCUAUGCGUCUAAAUUGUUGGAUUUUACUAGAAGUAUCAAUAUACGGUUUACGGCUUUUUGUUCAAAUACGAUUUCCGAAAACUUGUUUAAAAAAAAGGAUUUCUGUAUAAACCAUAUGCUAACGGUUCACCAAUGUUUAGAGCUCCUGACGACUUGUGAAUGGUUUGUUUGUUAA